Hemicordylus capensis (graceful crag lizard) is the source of this 1623-nucleotide messenger RNA. RefSeq names its product WD repeat domain 74 (gene WDR74). Gene Ontology annotation, molecular function: protein binding. Gene Ontology annotation, cellular component: preribosome, large subunit precursor; nucleolus. The record is from RefSeq and is a predicted model, not a curated record. Lineage: Eukaryota; Metazoa; Chordata; Lepidosauria; Squamata; Cordylidae. The coding region runs from base 75 to 1238 and encodes 387 amino acids. The transcript is spliced from 11 exons. Gene Ontology annotation, biological process: ribosomal large subunit biogenesis.
GUAUAAAGCGCCCGGCUCAGAACACUUCCGGGUAGGUCAUUCCCCGGCAUGUUAGAGGCGGAGCGAAGGUAGAAAUGGCGUCUGCUGCGCGGGGCCACCACGUGUGGGUGGGAUCCGAGACGGGGCUCCUGAAAGGGAUCAACCUGCAGAAGAAACAGGCCACAAACUACAAGUCGGGGAGUGUGGCGCUCAGUCGGCAUGAAGCUGUCACUGCUAUGUGUUGGGGAGAUCCUUACGAGUCUGAGAUCUUCGUGGGAUGCCUUGAUGGAUCAGUCAGAUUGUUUAGUACUGAGAAGGGCAAAUUUACUGAGACUCGGGAGUGUCUGGGAGGCGAAGGACCUUUCUGUGGCUUGGCUGUGCUUGAGAGCUCCCUCAUCACCUGUGUCGAAUCUGGGUUGCUGAAGGUCUGGCGGGAUGCUUCCUCGGAAAAUGUGGAGGUUCAGGUGGGCCCAGGUGUGUGCCGCAUGCGCCAGAACCCUGUACAAGGGCACUGUGUGGCCACGGGUGGGAAGGAGAACUGCCUCAAGGUGUGGGACCUACAACAGCCCCAGGAGCCCAUCUUCAGAGCCAAAAACGUGCGGAAUGACUGGCUAGAUCUGAGGGUGCCCAUCUGGGACCGGGACAUGCAGUUCCUGCCUGGCUCGGAGAAAAUUGUGACCUGCACUGGACACCACCAGGUCCGGCUCUACGACCCCAGUUCCCCGCAGCGCCGCCCGGUGUUGGAGACCACCUUUGGCGAGCAUCCGCUCACUGUGCUCUCGCUGACGCCCAAUGCAAAUGCUGUCGUUGUGGGCAGUUCCCGAGGGGAUGUUGCAGUCAUAGAUCUACGGCAAGGGCGGCUGGUGAAGCGUCUCAAGGGCUUUGCCGGGAGUGUCCGGGCCAUCCAGUGCCACCCAGUGCUCCCACUGGUGGCCUCGUGCGGGCUGGAUCGAUUCCUCCGUGUGCACAAUCUUCAGCAGAAGCGCUUGGAGCAUAAGGUUUAUCUGAAAUCCCGAUUGAACUGUCUGCUGCUUAUGAGCCGAGAGAAUUGGGAGGAAGAGGAUCUUAACCCUUCGGCUGGCCUCCAGGAUGAUGUAAAGCAGGAGGACGAAGAGGACAAUGAGAUCUGGGACUCGAUGGAGGUGGUGAAAGUGAAGCGGAAAGCAGAAGCCCAGCCGUGCCCCGAAUUCAGGAAGGAGGGGCCCCACAAGGACUCAUCCCUCAACAAGCAGAAGAUCAUUAAAAAGGCAGUCUCUUGAUCGGGGGAGGCGGGGGACUCGCCCGGACACGGAAUCCCUAGCAGGGGCCAGAGCUCCUGGCUGCCCACCUUGGCCGCAGUUUUGCUCCAAGCAAAGAAGGGGGGGGCGAGACGAUGGAGUCUUUCUCGCUGGUCUGCAAUUGCAGUGGGGGAACAUCCUCCUGUCUCCAUGCCAUCCUCAGGCCGCCCCGCUCCUGAGCUGAGAGGCUUGCAGGGGAAGAAGCUGUGCAGCUGAGGCUUCAUGUCCAAGCCCCUAGGAAGAGUGGGUUGGUGGGGAGGGAGCGGAGGAUGAAACGGCCCCUGCUUUCCUUUUCCCUGCCCUCACUCUGGCUGCUGUGCAGCUCUGUCCAGAUUAUCACUUAAUAAAGGUGCCAUGGUGAGUAGUA